AUGAAUGGAAAGGAGGUAUGUUGGACCACAAGAAAUCUUGAUGAGGGAAAGAGAAAAAAAAUUCUAGCGGAAAGAUUAGCAUCAUUGUGUAAGAAAGCACAUGAAUUGACUAUUCUAUGUGAUGUAAAAGUUAGUAUAAUUUCUUUUACUCCCGGAGAAACUGAUAUUUUUGCUUGGCCAUCAUUAGAUGAGGCUAAUGACAUAGUAAAUAGUUAUUUAGCUUGCCCAGAGAAGCAAAGAAAAUACAAGUUAGUUGAACAUGAAGCCUAUCUGCAAGCUAUAGUGAAUGAUCGGGAAGAAGAUAUCAGAAAAUUAGAGCAAAUGGUUGAGGAGAAGAAAAUGGAGAACCUCUUCAACCAACUUGUUGAGGGAAGGAAAAGGUUCGAUGACUUUAAUGUAAGAGACAUUAAAUGUUUGCUAAAGUUAUUUGUUGUAAAGAGGGCUGAACUUGACCAAAGGAAGAUACAACUUAGGGAAAAUAUUGCAAACGAAAUCGGUGCUAAUGACAGCAAUGCUAGAGAAGAGAAUGAUGGGCAUCCUUAG
Solanum dulcamara is the source of this 543-nucleotide messenger RNA. Its product is annotated as agamous-like MADS-box protein AGL92. NCBI's taxonomy places the organism in Eukaryota, Viridiplantae, Streptophyta, Magnoliopsida, Solanales, Solanaceae. The coding region runs from base 1 to 543 and encodes 180 amino acids. The record is from RefSeq and is a predicted model, not a curated record. Gene Ontology annotation, molecular function: DNA binding; protein dimerization activity. The transcript has a single exon.